AUGACUGUUGCUGGAGGUCAUGAAUGGGGCAGUGCCACCAAUCAACUCAACGAGCCUGAAGGUCUCUUCGUUGAUGAUGAUCAAAGGAUAGUCAUUGCUGACUCGGAUAAUAAUCGUAUCAUCCAAUGGAAGAUGGAUGAUACGAAUGGACAAGUAGUAGCUGGUGGCAAUGACAAAGGAAAUCGAUUGGAUCAAUUGAAUUAUCCAACCGAUGUGUUGAUCGACAAAGAGACGGAUAGUCUCAUUAUUUGUGAUUGGUUGAAUCGACGAGUCGUACGAUGGUCUCGUCAUAGUGGUACAGCUCAAGGAGAAAUCCUCAUCGACAAAAUCGCUUGUUGGGGAUUGGCCAUGGAUGAUCAGAGAUAUCUCUACAUCUCUGACGUCGAAAAACAUGAAGUAAGACGAUAUCAAAUAGGAGACAAGAAUGGAACUUUUGUGGCUGGUGGCAAUGGCAUAGGUGCUGGUCUCAAUCAACUCGACUGGCCGACCUACAUCUUUGUCGAUCAACAACAGACUGUCUACGUGUCAGACAACAACAAUUAUCGUGUGAUGGAAUGGAAUAAAGGUGCAAAAGAAGGAAUUGUCGUCGCUGGAGGUCAAGGCAAAGGG
This is a messenger RNA of Rotaria sordida, 609 nucleotides long. NCBI's taxonomy places the organism in Eukaryota, Metazoa, Rotifera, Eurotatoria, Philodinida, Philodinidae. The record is from the annotation of a GenBank genome assembly.